Volvox carteri f. nagariensis is the source of this 924-nucleotide messenger RNA. RefSeq lists its product as uncharacterized. NCBI's taxonomy places the organism in Eukaryota, Viridiplantae, Chlorophyta, Chlorophyceae, Chlamydomonadales, Volvocaceae. The record is from RefSeq and is a predicted model, not a curated record. The transcript has 4 exons. The annotation marks the transcript as partial.
AGCAUACAGCCUUGUCCAACUAGUCAGCGUGACAGGCUGUACUUGGACCCCCAAACCGGCUUGCUGUUGAUAACGUCUUGCAUGUUGAUACGCCUCCUGCGGACUUGUCCCCCAGUAGGGUCUGCAGAUUGCAUACAGAUUUCGUUCGGGUCUUAUUCAAAGUGUCCCAAACUUCGUCUUGGAAGACGCCCACCUUGUUAUGCGCAAGCUAGUAACAGCCCGACGACCGUUUGUUAUCUCUUCCAGAAUGGCACCCGAUGGUGCCCUGGAUGUGGAUGUGCAUGGGCCGGACAAGAAGCGUCAAAAGCUGGCAAAAUUGACGGGGUUGGGCUUCGCCAGGGACAUGGCCGAAGUCAUCGUGGAAACGCUUGGGAUGGACCCCAUCGGGCAGUCGGCCGAUGCCGCCAUCGCCAAAACAUUGUCUGAAGAAGGCUUGGUGGACUUGGCGUCAGUGAAGACCGUGGCUGGCGAGGUCGAAGUCAACGCACGGCUGGCGGAUGCGGAUUCCGAGGUGGCAAUCAAGUCGCUGAGGGCCCUCGCCCCGAACCUUAAAGCUCUCCAAGCCCUCAAGCUUGCAAAAGCAGCAUGUGCCCCGACUGCGCAGCCCGCUGACGAGUUGGGCGAGGAUGCGUCACCACGGCUGGAGAAAAAGCGCAGGACUAAUGAAGAGAUGGCCAAGGCCGUGUGUUUGAGUUUGGUUGGCUAUGGGACGCGACUUAUAAGCAGGACUUCCUUGUGUUUGAGUUUGGUUGGCUAUGGGACGCGACUUGCAAGCAGAACUUCCUUGUGUUUGAGUUUGGUUUGCUAUGGGACGCGACUUAUAAGCAGGACUUCCUUGUGUUUGAGUUUGGUUUGCUAUGGGACGCGACUUGCAAGCAGAACUUCCUUGUGUUUGUUUGAGUUUCCAUGUAAGCAACUAUGGAC